Molecule: messenger RNA, 757 nt
Organism: Arabidopsis lyrata subsp. lyrata
Lineage: Eukaryota; Viridiplantae; Streptophyta; Magnoliopsida; Brassicales; Brassicaceae
Product: E3 ubiquitin-protein ligase RHA1B
Exons: 1
Coding region: 168-641 (157 amino acids)
Biological process (GO): protein ubiquitination
Molecular function (GO): ubiquitin protein ligase activity
Source: RefSeq, a predicted model, not a curated record
AUCUUCAGCCGGCGGAUUCAAUUAUUAUUACUCCACACACAAUUAUAAAUCUCACUCUUUAUACUUUUCAAACUCUCACCAUUUUUUUCAAAAUAAUAGGAGUCUGUAAAAUUCUACAUCUCUCUCUAGCUAGCUCUCUUCUCUAUCUUUCUCUCACACUCAUCAUCAUGGGUCUUCCAACAGAUUUCAAGGAGCUUCAGAUUCCAGAGUACGUACUUAAAACACUUUACGUCAUCGGUUUCUUCAGAGACAUGGUCGAUGCUCUUUUUCCUUACAUCGGUCUACCUAGUUUUCUUGACCACCACGAGACCUAUCGACCCGACCCGACCCAUCACGCUCUCUCCACGUCAGCGAGUCUUGCCAACGAGUUAAUCCCAGUGGUUCGGUUCUCGGAUCUCUUGACCGAUCCGGAAGAUUGUUGUACGGUUUGUUUAUCCGAUUUUAACUCCGACGAUAUGAUUAGACAGCUACCAAACUGUGGACACGUGUUCCACCAUCGUUGCUUAGAUCGUUGGAUCGUUGACUGCAACAAGAUGACGUGUCCGAUUUGUCGGAACCGGUUCUUACCGGAAGAAAAGCCCACGCCGUUUGAUUGGGGUUCUUCAGAUUGGUUCAGAGAUGAAGUGGAGAGUACCAACUAAUGAUGGUUUUACUUUUUUUCACGGCAACAUUUUUUUACUGUAUAAUUCAAGUAUAACAUUAUGUAAUUAUAUGUAUAUUAGCAUCAAUCAUAUUUAUAUUUUAAUAAUAGCAUCAA